UCCCCCGGUCCGUGCUUAAGAGAUGGUGGGAUCGUGGGCUUGUCGGUUUCUCCCGUUGUAUCGUCGUUGAGAGCAACGGGGAUUGCUGACUCUCUGUGCGUGACAGAUUCCAUAGAAAUCGAAGUCUAUUCGUACAAAAGCAAUCGCGAUAACGAGCAAGUAGUCGCGCGCGAUCGCGCGUUCCGCUACGGAAAUGUGUUGGAUGUGAGUGACAAUUUGAAAAACAUAAAAUGUUAAAUAACAAUAAAGAAUGCCGGAGCUAAUGAGAGAAUUAAAAUCAAUAUUUUAAAAUUGAAUGCGAUUCGUGAUGCAGUUAAUUCUGCAAAACUAAAAAAUUAAUAAGUGAAAACGUGCUAUUCGCGAUUAAAAGUAUUACGCGAGCUCAUGGUGAACAACUCGGAGAGACGCAAAAGGAUUAUUAAUAUGGAUGACUAGACAGAUACUAAUUGAUAAAAUAUCAGCGGAAUUCACUGUAAAAACAUAUAUAUGACGAGUACGUGAUUAAUUAAUCUAUGAGAAUUUCUCGCCAUCGAUUGGACGAAAUUUAACGACGGAGCCAUUAUAUAGCCGAGAGAUUAUUUCAAACAUCUCGUACGGAUAUGACUGCUGAGUCGCAACCACAACAGAGGCCGUAUCGAGACAGCCUGGUAGCGUGGACGAUGAUGGAUGAACACGUAGAAUAGAAAAUCUUGGCUGCGAGCAGUAGCGUGAUAUUACGCAGAAGAAGCAGGAAAAGGUGCAGGAGAAGGAGGAGUGGGAGGAGGAGGCAAAAGCAAAAAUGACGGACGGAAUUUUGUGUCGGCGGAAAAAAGCUUUUUGAUCUGGGCAAAACUACUGAAAAGUCUAAACGAAUAAAAGUCUACGCAAAGAUUGAAAGGUAGCAGAAGAAAGACCGGCAGGAAGUCGAGAUAUUCAACGGCUGUGACGUAUUGUUGUGCGCUCGCUCUCGGGACGAAAAAUAGAAGAGAAGGGAAACGAAACGAAGAGGAACGAACGUAAUGAACAAAAGCGGAACAGAUUAGCGAGACAUGCCGGGGAAGAUGAUAUUGAGGCGGAGAACUGAUUGAAACGAGAGAAAAUGACGACUAUCGAGGCUAGUGAAAUGAGUGCGGUACGUCGAGCAAUAUGGUUCAGUGUUGUAUUAUUCGCGGCGACACCCUUGGCCUACACACAAGUAACAUGGACGCCUAUCUAUGUGGGAGGAUACAGUCAAGUUGAUCUCUGGACACAGAGCACCACCGGCUGCGCCUGUAGUUUCAAUUCGUCCAGCAACGAUUGCGCUUGUUGUGUACCGUCGGGCGGAUGCAGCUGCGGUGCAGCUUCGCCAGAUAGAUGCGCUCAGUGCGGCCUGGAGCAGCAUUGCGCGAAUAUGUGCAAUAUAACGUUGGACAGCAGGCAGCUGUUCAGCAAAUCGGAUCGUGGCUUCGGGCAAAUAAAGUCGCCGUAUCUUCAAGGGCCCUCGAGGUGUACAUACAGAUUCGUGCCGGAUACUGGGCAGCGAGUUGAGCUGCAGAUAUAUCGACUGGUGUCCAUCGGCCGACAUAACGGCACUGCGUGCGAGGGUGGCUGGCUACAGCUCGAAGGUAGCGCUCGCGUCUGCGGUCGUAAUCAACGCUUCGACCGGCCGGUCGUGCUCUUCUCGGACAAGCCGAUCGCGACUCUACAUAUGCAAAUAAACGAGAACACGACUCGGUCCCAGUUCCUGGCCUACUUCAGCUUCUCGUCCAAAGCGAGCACGUCUGUCGGAUGGCCGGUGAGGGGCGGACAUCCCGUUAAUAAUACCGAAUGCGAUUCGGUGUAUGAAUAUACGGAUUGUCAUGACGGAUGCGUUCUAGCUAGUCCCGGAUAUCCCGGAUUGUAUCCGCCAAACAUCCGUUGCCGAUACCUGAUCACUUCUGGCCCGAGAAUCUCCAUCGCCAUCAACUUUACAGCGGUGCUUCUUCCUUACAACCACUGUACCAGCGAUUAUAUCGCUAUUUAUGCGGGCCCGACUACCUCGAGCCCGUUGUUGAAGAUGCUCUGCGGCAAGGACAAGAUAUCGCGGAUAUAUGACGGUGAAAAACUUCUCGUCGAGUUCAGAACUGGUCCCGAGGUAUCACCUUUCGAUUAUAACGGUUUCGUUGCGACACUGAAUUUUAUAGAAAUGACGACAGAAGCUCCAACGACGAUUGCCAUCGACAGUAUGAAUAAAAGUCUUGAAAUGAAGUCCGGUAGCUACAACCGUGACCUCGAUCACCGUAAGGACCAAGAUGUCGCGAUCAGCAGCUGCGAUCUCGAAGUAAGCGGCGAGAAGGUACGGGCAGGUCAUCACGAUACAAGGGGCAAGCCAAAGUCCACGACAUGCAGACUCGUGCUGCGUGGGCGCGCUUACGAUACCGGACACGUCUCCUUAGCCAGUUACAAUCUCAGUGCGCAGUCCUGUCAAUCGGCAAUCGAGAUAUUCGACGGUUCACCAGAGAGCGAGAUGCUGGAUACGGCCAACUCUUUGGAAAGGAUCUGCAGUCCUGCGCAAUGGCUCCCGCGGGAACUCGCGGGCCAAGAUAAGUACGUCGAACCAAAGCGUUACUCGUCCAAUGGCCGGGACAUGACGGUGGUUUUAAAGCGCGCCUCGAACAGCCCUACUGACGAGGAGUAUAUGGAGGUCUCGUACUACUUCCACGACGAACGUGAGGGUGGCACUCAGCAGCCUGCCAGCGUGUGCGACGUCGAAUAUUACGGAUUGACGUCACCGGUGGAAGGCUCGGUGGUGCAUCCGGAGCCGCACCGAUUAUUCGCCAUGGAAGGUCCGAUAAAGUGCAGGCAGCACUUUAUACCGGCGCCCAAUCAGUCAGUGGUCAUUACCGUAGAAGGUAGCACGAAACAAACUCCAAACAACCCUUGCGAGACCAAGUGCGGUGACAGUGGCUGCCAUUGCGUCAGCAAGUCCGUAGAGAAUAUGGACCACCUUUUGCUUGUCUCCGAGACCGGACACAUUGUCACAUGUCUCUGCGGAAAUUAUCAGGACUGGCUUCCGGUGGGUAUCCGUAGCUGGACCCCGGUCUACAUCGAGUGGUCGAGGUCAUCAAAGGCGGGCCUCAAUUUCCACGCGGCGUACAAGUUUAUCAAUGACACUUACUGUGGCGAUCACACGACGGCGGAACCGGAAGGUGAGGUCAAUGGCGGUGACCUGGCGAGCGCUGGGCUCAAGCUAAAUCAGUAUUACCAGCAGAAGUGCACGUGGAUCCUGGACUCGACGAUCGACCGACAACUCAUCAUCGAAGUCAAGUCCACACAGAGCCGACCCUGCACUGCGUGGAAUCUGACAAUACACGAGUACAGGAAGGAGGGCGACCCUGCCGGACCCAGAUUGCACACGUUCUGUUCGAGGGAUUCGCACAAGAAUUUCACCCUACCAUGGAAGAUGAAUACCGCGGUGGUUAGAUUGCAAGCCCUUGGUAGAACCGCGCCGCAAUACACGAUGAGGUGGCGAAGUCAAACGGUGAUCGCUAAUACUCGCAAAAGCGGACCAUCGCCAGCACCGAACUGGCACAUGGUGAACUCCUCGAAAAAAGCCGAACCGCGAGAAAAGACUUUUCUCAUUUUCAUCGUGUUCGCGAUUCUUCUCGCACACUCGUUGAACUGUUGAGACUCUAAAUUCGAGGUAAAAAACCGCGUCUACACAUACCUGUUCCUGUUAAUCGAACGAGUUUAAUUUAUAGCGUCACAUGUACAUAAACAUUGUGAGGACUCCUCGCGCCGGGAUUCUCGUUUUACGUCGCUCGAUUUGUAAGAUGGUUUUAAAGUGGACAGCACAUCGUGCACUGAUCAAGAGCCGAGAUAUUCGCCGGCUGGCUCGUUAAUUCCCGGCUGCAUAAUUUUUCACGAAAGAAAUAUUUUAGAUGCAAGAAGAAAUAUCGCACGCGUCGAAUAAUUCCGAGAAGAGAAAUUUUUAACUAAUCAAUGCUAUAUUUUUCACUCUACGAUUCAAUUUUUUACGGUACGAUGGAGAGUUUACGAGCCAGUUUGUCGUUCUUCUCGAUCGAA
This is a messenger RNA of Cataglyphis hispanica, 4023 nucleotides long. RefSeq lists its product as uncharacterized. The transcript has 20 exons. Lineage: Eukaryota; Metazoa; Arthropoda; Insecta; Hymenoptera; Formicidae. The record is from RefSeq and is a predicted model, not a curated record. Bases 1079 to 3625 code for a protein of 848 amino acids. Gene Ontology annotation, cellular component: plasma membrane.